This is a messenger RNA of Herpailurus yagouaroundi (jaguarundi), 2234 nucleotides long. RefSeq names its product SRY-box transcription factor 4 (gene SOX4). Bases 1198 to 2187 code for a protein of 329 amino acids. Gene Ontology annotation, biological process: positive regulation of transcription by RNA polymerase II; camera-type eye morphogenesis; negative regulation of transcription by RNA polymerase II. The transcript has 2 exons. NCBI's taxonomy places the organism in Eukaryota, Metazoa, Chordata, Mammalia, Carnivora, Felidae. The record is from RefSeq and is a predicted model, not a curated record. Gene Ontology annotation, molecular function: DNA-binding transcription activator activity, RNA polymerase II-specific; RNA polymerase II cis-regulatory region sequence-specific DNA binding. Gene Ontology annotation, cellular component: nucleus.
AGCCCCUUGUUAUCUAACAUAAUGGUUAGAAUACAUUUCCGUCUCUCCCCUUAAUAAUUUCAUGCAUUAACAUCCUCUUUACACACCACACACACACACACACACACACACACGCACACACACACAGAGCAAAAGGAAAAAAAGGCAGCAGAAAUCUCAGCUGUACUUCUAGCCCUUUUAAAAAGUUUGCUCUGUAAAUUGGAAUGAGGUCAGAUUUGGAGCUUCUCAUUGCACGCGGAGAUUAUUAUUGCAUCGGGUUCCAAGCCAAUGGGAAGCUCGGGGGAGGAGCUUGGCACGAGGAAGCGUUGGUUACAGCGGCUGAUUGGCCGUGGCCAAGACUGUGAAAGGAUAAAGAGGCGCGAGGCGGAAUUGGGGUCUGCUCUAAGCUGCAGCAAGAGAAACUGUGUGAGGGGAAGAGGCCUGUUUCGCUCCCGGGUCUCUAGUUCUUGCACGCUCUUUGCUCUUAAGAGUCUGCAUUAGAGGAACUCUGCCAUUACCAGCUCCCUUCUUGCAGAAGGGAGGGGGAAACAUACAUUUAUUCAUGCCAGUCUGUUGCACGAAGGCUUUUUGGCUUCCUACCUUGCAACAAAAUAAUUGCACAAACUCCUUAGUGCCGAUUCCGCCCACAGAGAGUCCUGGAGCCAGAGUCUUUUUUGCUCUGCAUUGUAGGAAAGGGACUAAGUGAUAGAGACUAUGUCGCUUUCCUGAGCUCCUGAGAGAGCGCUCGUGAACUGGAACCAACUGCUUCAGGGGAAGAAAAAAAAAAAAAAAAAAAAAAAAGACUUGCCUGGGAGGCGGCGAGAAACUUGCACUGGAAGCUUCAGCAACCAGCAUUCAAGAAACUCCUCUCCACUUUAGCACGGUCUCCAGACUCAGAGCCGAGAGACAGAGCAAACUGCGGCGCGGUGAGAGAGAGAGAGAGAAAGCGAGAGCCAGAAGGAGAGGGAGGGAGAGACUCUCCAGCCUGGGAACUAUAACUCCUCUGCAAGAGGCAGACUACUCCUUCCCCGCAUCUCUGGGAGACUUUUCCCUCUUCGCCCAACGCCGCCCCGGCGAGGAGUGGAGGGGCCCGCACGGCCGCCGCGCGCGUUCUCCCGCUCGGCGUGUGCUUGGCCCGGGGAGCCGGGAGGGCCCGGCGAUCGCGCCGCGGCCGCCGCGAGGGUGUGAGCGCGCGUGGGCGCCCGCCGAGCCGGGGCCAUGGUGCAGCAAACCAACAACGCCGAGAACACGGAAGCGCUGCUGGCGGGCGAGAGCUCGGACUCGGGCGCCGGCCUCGAGCUGGGCAUCGCCUCCUCCCCCACGCCCGGCUCCACCGCCUCCACGGGCGGCAAGGCCGACGACCCGAGCUGGUGCAAGACGCCGAGCGGGCACAUCAAGCGACCCAUGAACGCCUUCAUGGUGUGGUCGCAGAUCGAGCGGCGCAAGAUCAUGGAGCAGUCGCCCGACAUGCACAACGCCGAGAUCUCCAAGCGGCUGGGCAAACGCUGGAAGCUGCUCAAAGACAGCGACAAGAUCCCUUUCAUUCGGGAGGCGGAGCGGCUGCGCCUCAAGCACAUGGCUGACUACCCCGACUACAAGUACCGGCCCAGGAAGAAGGUGAAGUCCGGCAACGCCAACUCCAGCGCCUCGGCCGCCGCCUCCUCCAAGCCGGGGGAGAAGGGAGACAAGGUCGGUGGCGGGGGCGGCCACGGGGGCGGCGGCGGCGGCGGCGGGAGCGGCAACGCGGGGGGAGGAGGCGGCGGCGCGAGCGGCGGCGGCGCCAACUCCAAACCCGCGCAGAAAAAGAGCUGCGGCUCCAAAGUGGCGGGCGGCGCGGGCGGCGGGGUCAGCAAGCCGCACGCCAAGCUCAUCCUGCGCGCCGCCUCGCCCGCCCCGUCCAGCGCGCCGUCGCACGCGUCCUCGUCGGCCUCGUCCCACUCGUCGUCGUCUUCGUCGUCGGGCUCCUCGUCCUCCGACGACGAGUUCGAAGACGACCUGCUCGACCUGAACCCCAGCUCAAACUUUGAGAGCAUGUCCCUGGGCAGCUUCAGCUCGUCGUCGGCGCUGGACCGGGACCUGGAUUUUAACUUCGAGCCCGGCUCCGGCUCGCACUUCGAGUUCCCGGACUACUGCACGCCCGAGGUGAGCGAGAUGAUCUCGGGAGACUGGCUGGAGUCCAGCAUCUCCAACCUGGUCUUCACCUACUGAGAGGGGGGCGCGCGCGCGCGCGCGGGCCGGGAGCAGAGGGCCGGGUU